Messenger RNA from Protopolystoma xenopodis, 303 nucleotides. NCBI's taxonomy places the organism in Eukaryota, Metazoa, Platyhelminthes, Monogenea, Polystomatidea, Polystomatidae. The record is from the annotation of a GenBank genome assembly.
AUGUGUCGUGGGCCAGCUCUCCUUUUAGCUCUGACGGGACCGGUGAUGCAAGCGUGUCGUAAACAGGCGCUGUUUUGUUCGGAGGUCAUUAGGCAAGCCGAAUCGGGUGCUAUUUCCGUCCUGGUCGGGGUCGGCCGGGGUGGCCGGCAGGCGGGGCUCGAACAAGCGAAUCGGCCCCAACAAAUGGCCCAUCCGGGCUGGUCCACUCCGCCAAUGGGCGUAGGGGAGCUCACCUUCAUCCCAUACCGAAAACCGUUUCCUCUCAAGGCUACACCUUCCAGGCAACGUGAGAUGCCACCUUAA